UUCGAUCCGCAAACGACUACCGUUGACCCACUUUGCCACCGGCUCAGCAUCACAUUCCCGUGGCUUUUGUGCGUUGUCAGAAAAUGAAGGCUUUAAAAAAUUCAGCAAAAUUUGCUUCCCCUUUCCCUUCCCCACACUAAAACGGAAGGCAACGGGUUAUUCCGUUGUCGUCCUUGUGGAGAUUUGGGGGGAGGGGAGCGACAUCGUCAUGCAAAAAAUAAAAAAAAAACAGCAAAAAAGCGCGUCCGGGAGAUGAGGUACAUAUCACACAAAGAAGAGAAAUGCAAACAUAUGAUUUAAAUGCUGAAUGAAAAUAAGGUAGAAAAAACCACAUGCAGAUCACCUGAACUGGAGGGAUGAUGAAGAACAAAAGAAACAAAACAAAAAAAAAGCAAAAAAGAAAGACGUUCGGGCUGGCGUCGUCAAAGAAGUUCGGAGGUAACCUUCACGGUCGUAAAUGCGAUUUUGCGCACCCGAAGGAAGAGCGCAAUCGGCGAAAGGUGGUGGGUGAUAAGCGAAGACGACGACGACGACGACGCUCGACGAGGCUCGAUCGAUCACACAUCGCGUGGCCGGAGGUGCGUGGUGGGGAUAGCUGCCCCGAUCGUGAUGCAAAUUUUGUAUGUGCCUUUUCUUGUCUGUUUCGCGCACGGAACCACAGCACAAACAUGUGUACGAAGCGCGCAGCCUGUUCGUUUCUUGUGGGACUUUCGAAAAAAAAAACAAGGAAGGGAGAUAGAGAGAAAAAGCGCACAGGGAAACCACACGCACGGUGGGAACGAAACGUCCGGUGCGGGUGGCCAACAGAUUCCGAGCCGUGCUAGUUCAUAGGUUUAUGGUUCACAUUUCUCCUGCAAUCGGGCAGAAAAAUUGGUCCACCUGGGUUAUAAACCCUCUCUUGCCGGUGCGCGCGUGGAAAUCAGGUCAUCAGGUGGCACAAAGCAGGCAAAGCAGGUUAGGAACUUCUUGCUCAGCGGGCGCAAAAGCAGAAGCUCACACUAGUGUAAUCUGAUCGGUCGCACGAUUGCCGUAAAGCUUUACGUUGCGCGCAGAGAUCUUUGCCACUCAAAGUUGAAGAUUGACCUUCAGCGAUCAUGCGAUCUGUCUGGUGGAGCGAUUGGGCGUGAUAAGCGUUUUUCAAAUAUUUUAAAACAUUUGCAACAUUGUACGGCAAUCCGUCUGGUCUGGAAUUGUAAUCUGAUUGCGGAAUUUAAUCUAUUCAUUCUAAAUCACGAGCCUAGACCUACAACAGACAUGAUGAUGAUCAGCAUUCUUGAUUGGAGCGAAAAUAAUCAAUCAAUACUAGAGAAUUUCUCCAAAAAGAUAACCUUACAUUGACCUCUUAACGGACAUCUCGCUUUUGUCCAUCUUGAAACACCUUCCCAAACCCACUGUGCGCCUUGGGACUCUCCCCCGCCCCACGGGGACAGUGUCUGAAGACGGUGCGAAAAAUUAUGUCCCCACCGUUUCUGCACCACCCGAGCCCAAGGCCCCACCAGGGUGGAGUUGUUUGCUGUUGACAUGAGCGUUGAUCGGCUUCAAUUCACUCCUCCCCUUUUGGGGCGUUCUUCAGUCCCCUUGUGCCACUCCUGCGGUGACUUCUCCUUUUGUUGCGUUUCAACACCCCCCCCCCCCCCCCGCUGCGAAUGCGAAACGGAUGUAGAAAGUCCCACCGUAACGCGUCAUUGCAGGCACCCAAAAAGCAGUGUGUGAGGAGUUUUAAAAUAACAGCACACACAGACACACGGGGGCUGAGGAGGAGUCCUCCCCACUCCAUGGCUGGACGUUGAAGAGCACCGAUCCGCUGCAGCCCGAGCAAUUUGGUUUGGGUACGGAAUGGCUCUCUUUCGCAUGGUUUGACCGUGGCAGACACAUUGUGUAAACGACCGCAGAAGCGUGCGGAUCGCGAUCGAUACCUCGUCCCAGCGCGCGUGUGUGUGUAUGUAAAGUGACCACACAAAACGUGCCACCGUGACGAUCAAAAAGGGAUAGAUCAGUUCCCAUCCCUUCAUCAUCCCGCGGCGGUUUGUUUGUUCCGGCCUACGGUUUGGUGUCAUGCCGGCGUACCGCGAUCGCGAUCGGCCUGUGUCUGUUAGAUAAUGCCAUUUACCCGCCGGGCGCCGAUCGGAUCGGAGUAGAGGUGGUUGAAGUUCGGUUGAAAGUGAAAUUAAUAAACAACAGAACAGCUAUUGAAAGCGGAAACCGCAAAACGUGACGCAACUUACGCACGCGACGUGCUGGUGAGUGAGUGAUCGCGGCAACAAGAAGGUAACGUUCGCACUUCGGAGUUUGUGUGUGGUGAUCGUGUGUGCGUGUGGUCGAUCUGCAACGAAAGAUUUGAAAAACAAAGAAGAAAAGACCACCGGUUGAGUGUUUGUCACUGUUUGCGUGCAUUUCGUGCGAAAAAUCAUUCACCCCGGGAGUGGCGGGAUGCGCCGGUACACGUAUCUGCUGUCGGCGGUGGUGCUGCUGGUCGUCGGGCUGGCCGUUGCCGCCAGCGGCAUCUAUGUCGUCGAGAGCGGGGGCAAGAAAUCGUUCCUGCAGCUCGGCGCCCACCACUGGACGGACGGGGCGGACGACGAUGGGCUGUGGUCGAGCCUGCUGGAGGAGUACACCGUCGGCCUGAACCAGAGUGGCACCACCAGCGCACCGAGGGAAAGUCGCGUAAUGCAGGCGACCGUCGUAGCAGCGGCAGGACCGGCGCCAAAGUACAUACCCACCUCCAGCUUUUACAUCAACAAGCGCAUCGGCGAGGCGCUCGAGCUCGACCCGCAGCACCACGCCGCCCACUCGCCGCACCGGCCCCGACCGCCGGUAGGGAAAGUGAUCGCCAGCACUGGGGCCGGCGGCCUGUACGGCGACAACCAGCUGGCGGCCGGUGCCGGCCACGGUGCAACGUUUACGCCGAUGCGCCAAACGUUCGGUGGCGCCAGCCCGACCGAGCUGCUGGCCUCGCCGCGGGAGGUGUCCGAGACGGACCUGUACCUGCUCGGUGCGAUCGAGAAGCUGGUGUACCGGGUGGACUACAUGGAGAACCGUUUGCGGCGGGCCGAACAGAUCAUCUACUUCCUGAUGGCGGGCAACAGCCAGAAGCAGGAACCGUGUCCGCAGAACUUUACGCAGGUGCACGAUCGCUGCUAUCACUUCGAUAUCGAGCGUGGGCUGAACUGGAAGUCGGCCAGCACGAUGUGCAAAUCGUACGGGGCGCAUCUGGCAGAGUUUGAAACGGUGGCCGAGUUCCAGGAUGUGGUUGCGUACAUACUGAACAAUCCGGUCAAUCGCGGCAAGGACUUUUGGCUCGGUGGACUCAACCCGGGCCUGCUGUGGAUUUGGGCCAACUCGGCCAAACCGGUUAAUCCGAACACGAACCUUAGCUCGAUUACGAGCUCCAGCUCCAACAAACCGGGCUCGAAGGGAACGGCCUCCACCAAGCCGACCAAUCUGGCCAACAACGGUACGGAGCUCCCGUCCGGAGGCACCAAGAUUGUGAACAAUCCGUCGGCGAGCAAGCUGCCGACGCUGGAGAUUACUGGCAGUGGACGGUGCCUGCGGUUGAGCUACAACUCCGCACUGUACACGUACGGGUAUCGUGGGGAGGACUGCUCGGCACAGUUUAGCUACGUGUGCGAACUGAAGGACAAGUCGUUGGACAAUGAAAUCUCCCGGAUAGCGAAGCAGCUCAAGCUAGCGGAUGAUGUUUCGUAGGGCUAUAAGGGUGAGAGAGCUGCGAUGUGGGAGGGUCGUUAUUUAUUGAAGCCAGCAGGAACGUUAUUUUUAUUACAUUGUGAUGAAGAUUAUGGUGGGGAAGAUGAGCGUUUUUGUUACUUAUUUAAUGAAUUUAAGGUACCAUAGUAAGUGAUAUAGAAGUAAAUAAAGUCCCUAUUUAUAAACUGAAUGUAUCUUUUUCUGCAUGCAUUGAUAAUUUUAAGUUCAAAAGAUAGUAAAUAAGAUCAGAGUAGAUCAACUGAUAGUAAGACAAUCUAAAGGCUAAGUGUUUCUUGCCUGUUUUAGAUGAAGUCACCGGGAUUAGUAAAGAACUGAGGCAGAACCUGAUCUGCCAGCCGUGUUUGACAGGGAUCUUCGCUGAUCAAGUUGUGGAGGAGUCGUUGAAGUUAGCAUUGCCAGCGUUAUUUGAGGAGUUACUUGGUAUCUAUGUAUCCAAUGUUCCAAUGUAUCCAAUGGAAACAGUUAAUAGUGAGUAGCUAUUUGAAAAUAAGUUAUUUGAGGCUAAUUCUGAACUAUUUUGUGUUGUUUAUACUAUAGAAUGAACACUUGGAACCCCUGUUUGUAAACCUUUUUAAAUGCGCAUUAUAUGGACCAUCAUGGGGCGGUCCCGUGGUACAGUCGUCAACUCGAACAACUCAAUAACACGGGCACGUCGUGAGUUCAAACCUGAAAUGGACCGUCCCUCAGUUGCAAGGAUUUUGAUUAUAUCUGGUUGCUGCGUGGUAAUGAAAGAAGUCUCGAAAGCCUGUAUAGGCCGGGGGGGGGGGGGGGGGGCAUGUCCGCGUAGGACGGUUACGCCAAAUAGAAGAAGAAGAAAGAAAUAGACCAUGAUAGGGGAAAGUAGCGAGAAGUGAUCCUCCAUUAACAUUAGGCGAUCGCGCGAUACUGUGCAAUGUUCUCUAUUCGCGGUACAUAGAUGGAAAGAAAGCAAUAUUUGUCACGUGAAAUCGAUCGAAAGGGUGUUAGACAGCUUCGUUUACGAGCUUCCGAGUUUCCAGACAUCAAUGGGUAUUGCAAAAUGCUAAAGAUUUUUGCUCAUUACUUUAAAUGUUCAAUUGAUGAAGACUUUGGUCAUGUGUAUCGUUAGGUGCGCCUUCUCUGCACAGACGCGCAGUGUAUCACUUGAGCUGAUCAGGAUCACUUUUCAGACCUUUGGCUCCAAUUCGGCAAUGUUGAGAAGAGCUAAGCUGGAGUACAUUUUUGUUAAUGCCCACAGACACGAUAUAUAAACGAAGGUUCCUUCGGGUGUUUUUUUUUCAGAUUAAACAGAGUACAGGACACAUCAUAACUCACCUGCAAAGAAGUCGACGCUGGGGAUCUUUCGAGGAUCUUCUACACACAAAAAACUGGCCCAAAUUCAGCGAGAUUUUCGGAUGUGAUUUGCUCGAAAAACACCAAACACCACAAUUACAACUGUUUCCACUAUAUGUGUGUGUGUGUACGUGUUGUUUAGCUUGUUCGUAUAUUGUUUUAGGCACAUCCAUCAUAUGAAUAUAAGUGUGUUGUGUAGUGUUUUCGUUUGGCUGCAUCCUGCUGCUGCAGUGCUGCACCCUGCAAUUUGUUCGUAUAACUUCACUGACUUACGCAGCAUUUUACGGCGCGCAAUAGUUUUAUCUUUCCGUUGAUUUCUUUUCGUCGACUGUGUCUGUUUUCUUCACCUAAUCCUCCAUGAGAACGAUUUUGAAUCGUUCUUCCUCUCUCACAAAUGCGCUACUCUUCCGCUGAUGGAGGGCAAGCUAUCUAACGCUGCUUCGGCUGCUAAUCCAAUGUGAACGGAUGCUAAAUCUACAUGUCUACAUGCUUAGCACUGUAUGCUUGUGUGUGUAUUUUUAAACUCACUGUGUUCGAUUGUUUGAUGGCUUGAUUUUUUCUUCUUCUGCGAGGAGCGACGGGGGUACAUUGCAAACAGUGACACAUUUACCCGUCCCACCACAACUCCUUAACCAACACGCGUACGAAUUGGCAUUUUUAAAAUACCGAAAAUUCAGCGGUACCUACACUUAAUCAACAUUGUUGAGGGUUUUGGGGGGUUUAAAGUAAAAGACCUUUUCUUUUGCUGCUGCAAGGCCGGCUAAAAAAGAGUAACAAACAAACAAACGUUUAAUAACUACGCAAUAACAUAUAGCGUACAAACACACGCUUCCUUUGUACGGAUAAGGGAUAAUGAUUGUGAUCAUCAUCCGUACUAGAUUAUCUCGAUCUCGGUUUGAAAAUGUUACACCACCACGAUCGGUUUUCUCGGUCGAUCGCGAAUGUUUGCCCUUCCUUAGAACAAGCACGUGCACCACGUGUACGAGCAUCGUUUUCUUAGUCUUAGCACAACAUCAUACACAUGCUUCCCAUUCAUUUGUAUAUAUAUACACACACACACACACUCUCUACCAACGUAUCAAAUUCACUUUCCUUUAGAAUAACAAAAACAAAACAAAACAAACAUAAACCUAAUCAAGUGGGAGGUUUUGAAAGGGAGGCAGAUUAGAAUUUUUGCAACAACUCAACACUUAACAAUUAAUUUGCACUUUCUGUGUUUUUUUUUUCUUUUAUGCGCGCGCCCACGUGUGUACAGGGAGACGGCAACAACGAAAAGGGAAAGGGGCGCAAAGAGGGUAAGGGGACUAAGGAGGAGUCCUGCUGAUCCUGGUACACACGCGUUCAAUGUAAAUCUAACAACCUAAGGACUAAGACGGUAGAGUUAUAUAGUAGUUGUAGUUGUAGUUUUAGUUGUAGUAGUAGUAUUAGUAUUAGUAGCAACAGUUUCGUUGUUCUCCGGACUGACGGCACCGGAGAAAGGCAACGCCAACCUGUUUGUUUUUGCACAUUCAUUUCAUUUUACUGUUUUGUUUCCGUGUGUGGCCGGGUUUGGCGCGACUUUCUCCCGCACUAAAGAUAUAUACUACUUUUACACACACAACUCACACGCACACACCACCGAUUUUGGUAAAGAGUAAUGCAGCAGUUCGUGCAUGGGGAUGACGACACGUGUGCGAUUGUGUACUCGGUAAAACCGAUUUUCGAUCCUUUUCACUUGUACCUUUUCGACUUCGUUCUACAGACACGGACCAACUUUUGGGCUGCCGCUUCGAUACUAGGCAACAGUGCGCGUAUGGUUUCUGGCUUUUCUGGUGGGAUUUUGUUAGCUCCUUUGCUUGAUCGUCGUGUGCUGGGGUGGUAUGGUAUACCUGUUCCACUUCGCUCUCUACCUGAUCGCUACUACAGCAUUACGGUGCCAACGCCAUUCAACAGCAACAUUCGCGUACAGGCGUACAAAAGGAAAGCUCCGUCUCGUUUGUUUUCUUGUUUGUUUGUAAGAUCCCUAAAUUUGCUACAAUACCGUUUCGGUUAAUUUUGUAUUUGUCCUAAAAGAGUUUCGUAAUAUAAUUUGUUUUUUUAGCACUUGAUUUUUUAAUUGGUUGGUUCUACUACUACUUUCGUAACAUUUUGCACUCUCUCUCUCUCUCUCUGUCUCUUUCUUUUUCGCUAAUUCGUUAAUUUGUUGUAUUUUCCUAUUCUUUUUGUAAAUAAUUUUGGUCCGAAAUGUAAACCUUUGUGUGUUACACACGCGAUGGGUGUUUUGUUUUUUGUUUUCGUUUUGUCUUUUGAUUACGUUCAAUUUUGUGCAUGUUUUCACAGUUUCCCCAUUCAGCCGUUCUAAAUAUCGCCAAAAGCUCAAUGUGUGUGUGUUUUUGUAAUUAUAUUACUAUGUUACUACCAACAUCGUUGUUAAAAUAUUACGCUUUAUCACACCACGUGCACGCACGCCGCCCCAGCAAUUGACGUCGAGAUUGGGUGCGUUCGCUCAACGAAACUAUAAAUUAGGAAAGGAGGGGGGGGGGGGGGGGGUAAGAGAA
Messenger RNA from Anopheles coluzzii, 7574 nucleotides. RefSeq lists its product as uncharacterized. The coding region runs from base 2431 to 3705 and encodes 424 amino acids. The transcript is spliced from 3 exons. The record is from RefSeq and is a predicted model, not a curated record. Lineage: Eukaryota; Metazoa; Arthropoda; Insecta; Diptera; Culicidae.